This is a messenger RNA of Austrofundulus limnaeus, 4388 nucleotides long. RefSeq lists its product as uncharacterized. Gene Ontology annotation, cellular component: ciliary transition zone. Gene Ontology annotation, biological process: cilium assembly. The record is from RefSeq and is a predicted model, not a curated record. Lineage: Eukaryota; Metazoa; Chordata; Actinopteri; Cyprinodontiformes; Rivulidae. Gene Ontology annotation, molecular function: protein binding.
UGGGAAAUUUUUCUGGCAUCUGAAACAGAGGGAUUUUUGAAAAAUUUAUUGACGAUUUUUACGAUAAAGCACUUAAUAUCAGCGCUUCGUCAGCACAGCUGUGAACAUCGGAUACGAGUUCAGUCUAUGCAGCAUCUGGUAGAGAUGAACAAACAUGGAUCUGAAGCUGGAGGUUAUUUUGUCAUCAAGUAUCAAACGAAAGAAACCAUGGCCGCGAUUCUGCUGGCUUGGUCAGGAGAAGGAGUCUUUAUUUUUGUUAGAUGACAAACGGAUCAGUGAGAUCAACAUGGUGUCUGGUCGCACCAAGAAGAAGACACCUAAACUUCAUCAUUUGCUCAACAAUGUAGUGACAAUGACUUCAUCCCAAAAUGGAAUGUGGCUGUGUGGACUUCUGGUGUCAGGAGAUCUCUUUCUGUGGAACAAGGAUAAAGAUGUAUUGAAAACUGCAGCAACAGUCCCUGAAGUCACUCAGAUAAUUGCCACUGCUCAAGAGAAUUCCACAAAGUUGUCUCUUCAGGUUUCAUGUAAUGGGAUGCGUGUGCUCUUGGCAGCCAUAAGUGGCCAAGUGUUCCUGUGGGAGUGUACAGACGUGAGGGACUUUACAGGUCUGCGAGAUGGCCCCGUCAAGGGACGGUGGGCACAUAUACAGCCCCUUGAAGACAGUGUAUUACCUUCUUCACAAGAUAAAGAAGCAUCUCAACACACCAUCUUUGUCAAGACAGAGGUUAUGGGUGACGUUUGCUGGUCAGGCUUUGUUUUCACAUUGGAGAAGCAGCUCGUGAUCACUGUUCUUAAAAUUCAGUGGAAAGAAGGUCAUGUGAGGAUGGGUUCUGCUGGUUUCAACAUAGAGUGGGCUACGAAGACAUGCCUCAUGUCCCAGCUCACCCCACCUUGCAACCCGGUGAAGUCCAGAGGGGCCUUGGUACCAGCCUUCUCCCCAGAUGGUCGACUGUUAGCCGUUGUCUUGAACCAGAGAAAGCCUAAGGCUACACAGGUUCUGUUCAUGAGCACACAGAACAUGAUAACAAUAUCAAGUGGACUGGGCGGAUGCGGAAGUAAGAAAAUGGAUAUCCCUUCUAAAUAUAUAAGGUCCUACUGGGUGGGCAGUGUUAGCUGGUCACCUGGAGGCCUUUUCUUGGCCUGCGUGUUGAAAAGAGGCUCCCUUCUGAUGUUGGCUCGUCUCGGGGAACUUCUGACUCUCACCAGCUCUGGUUGCAAUGUUGACUUUGGCCCUGCUCAGUUCUUACCCCUGCACCCACUGGUCACUUACAGGCCACCAGUGUCUGCAGUGAAAGGCGAAGCUUCUCUGUCCAGCUCCAGCAUGUCUGUGCGCGACAUCCUGAGGCAGCGGUAUUCCGUCACCUGGCAUCCACGCCUGUUGUACCUCAUUGUGUCUGAUGGCUACAUGGCCACAGUAAUGAGGGUGCUGGGCAGACCUUCUCCUGCUCUGUUCCUGAAGUCUCUCCUUACAGAUGUUAGCAAAGAUCUGGAGAAGGCCAGCUGCAAACUAGAUAAAUCACAGGUUCACGUGAAGGCUUGGUUGGAGUCUGUAUCUUGCUUGAAUUUGGACAGCAGCCUCGAUGAGUUCAACCUCGCCGUUUCGUGUCGGCCCAAAACCUCAGACUCUGUCAUUUCAGUGGGCACAGAUACAUCCAGGUUGCCACUGUUCCUGCAGGAGCAACAGACUUUGGGUGGCACCAAGGAGCUUUUUGAAAGCAUGCAGGCCUUCUUUGAGGUAGAGUCUGAUUUAGAGGGACUUCCUGCUGGUUCUCAUAUGGAGGAAGGAGGUCGUUUAGAGUUUGCCUCCAUGUUUGAUACUCUCCAUGCCCUGGAAACCUGCAACGACUCGGCAUUUCUUGCUGGCCCAGUUUAUAACGACUUUACAGAACCUGAGAUGAAGAGCCCUCUUUGGCGCGAGUUAGGGAGGAUCCAGAGCAGGCUGCUAACAGCUUGGGCUGUUGGCAUGUCUCUGGGAAAUGCUGUUGAACACAGAGUCCCUCUGAUGAAGCACGCGCUCUGCUGUUGGGUUCGACUCGCUGCUUUGCUCCAUUUGCUGCCCGGCUCCAAGGUCCACGCAGGAGAAAAGGACCAGCCCACUUUUGCCUGCCUCUUGCAUCUCAUCAAAUCCCUUCUGUCUUUCCUUUCCUGGGAUAGCUCUUCCUCUGACGGGCUGAGCUGCUUGGGACUGUUGGUGGAGUUUAGUAGGAAAAUUGUACACCUUCUGCUGACCCCUCACCCUGACUCCCACCAGACUGGACAGUGUCUUGUAUCAUCUCAAAGUCUGUUCAGAAUCAUAAACGUCUUGCAGCUGGUCAGUAAUUCUCUUGACCAUGCUUACAGCCUACAGCAAAGAACUUACUUUUCUUCUGAGGAGGAAGUAACUCCUUCUCAGACACAGAUCUGGCGUUCAUAUGUAUACCAUGUACAUCUGCUACAAAAUGAGAACACAGACAAAACAGCUUCUACGCAUCAGGCUCUACCUUUUCCUCAUCGACCCUCUAGCAGAUUGUUGGGAGUAUGGCAGCUGGUCUAUCAUAUAACUCAGAAGUAUGCAGAAGAACUGCAAAGGUUCAAAGGCUGCGAUGGCUGGGACGAGGAAGAACAAAUGGUGUCUGUCAUCAUGUCCCAGAUCCAGGCAGCUCUGCAGUCUACAGGACAAAGCCUAGAGGAGGGCCCUUCUUUGCUGAGUUCCUCAGGUGAACGUCUUUUCCUGUGUGGUUUGUACCCGAAAAGUGCAGAUGCAUGGCGUUUGCAAAUCUGUGAAGAGGCUAGUAAAAGUGGUGAACGUUGUGUCUUUCUGGAGAAGAGACUUUGUCUGGCACUUCUUUAUAGUCUGCUAUCCCAGUACCAUUUAAAGGAUGCCCAAGAGUUUGGGGACCACAUGGCACAGCUCAUUCUGCUUCAGGCUGGAAAGCAGAUUGAUUGUCUGGCUUCCAUAACAGAUUCUCCUCCUUGCCCCUGGCUGCCAAUGAAUCUUCAUAGCGGUGCAGCCAGUGCAGUUGUUCAGACACUUGGGAGAUUCAUGGCCUCUUAUUUCUCCAACCAGCCGCUCUUUAUUCUGCCUGCUCAUAAUGUGGCCGUCCUGCCUCCGAUCCAUCUACCCCACUCCCCGAGUGUUGGCCGUUUGGUGCCACUGUGCCAAGAGGAUGUGGCUAAGGCAGUUCGACAACAGCAUCUAUCAGAAGUUUGGACAGUGGACUACGCUCUGGACUUGCUUCUGCUGGGGGGGCUGCUUCCUGAGGCUGUGUGGCUGGCUUAUCAUCUGGGGGACUGGAAGACAGCUGUCACUCUGAGUCUGGCCCAUAUAAGUUACUGCACUGAACGCUCUGACUUCACUCAGCUCAGGAGGAGAGAGCUCCAGUUGCCAUCAGUUUUACAACCAGAAAGCAUUUUUCAGGCUGAGCUGUGGGGGCUUCUUGGCAACAAAACGGACUCCCAAGAGUCUGCUGAUAAAGAUGAAGACAAGAGUUUAACAAUUUGUUCAGAUCCUUUGGAAGGAGAGGACUGGGACUUGCUAGGGGCUUCUGUGCAGGAGAUCCUGAAAGCUUCUGUCAUGGCAGAAGUGAAUGUUUUGUGCUCGCCUUUGUCUUCUUUCCUGGAAAAAGCCAAAAGAACGAGUUCUUCCCUGCCUGCCUUGGUGCCUAUUGGACUUUACCUACCGUCUCCGCCUCUUUACUGCCCUCAGCCUUCUCCCAACACUCAGGAUCACAUGGAGACUGUGGGGGAAUUUGCUGAAGUUUCGUGUCGACACAAAGUGUCCGCGGUCCUCCAAAGGUUACUCUUCCUUCUGAGAUCUGCUCGUUGUUGCCAUCCAGCAGCUCAGUGGUACAUCAGCCAUCUGCGCCGUGCCAGACAUAUCCUGCACAAGAUCAAGAAGAAGUAUUGCUAUCCAUCAGCUGAUCAGGAGGAAAAGGAUUUCCCAGAAGCACUGAUGAAGCUGAUCACCCGGGGAGGAUACUUUAGAUUAGGGCCUAAUAAAGAUGGUCGCCUGGACUCCGACAUCAUCCACACUAUUAUUUGUUUCAGGGAGCUGUGUGCUUUGUGCUGGAUGCUUCACAUCAGGGAUCAGCUCUCCCUCCACUGCAGGAGGUACCAAGCUGCCAGACAGCGUGGAGGAGAUGAAGAGCCCUCUAAUGAGUCGGAAGUGAAUUCCUCCGGUGUCGAUGCUCUCCUCUGGACUGUUCGUUUUCUGCCUUUCUCUCACUUCCUCAGUGCUGAGGAAGUCCUGCAGGACAUAUUGCUCAGCCUGUUGUCUGAACUACCUCCUGUGCCUUUGGUGGCAGACACCCUGGUGCGGGCCUUCCCACAGGAGGAGGAGUCUGUCAGAGUGUCUUUGAGAGAGAAAUACAACUUACUGCUGCAAAGACUGAGGCAGUGCAAUGUCAUUG